CUUAUGGCGGUGCACCCACUACCCCAUUGGGAAGUUCCGCUCUGUCGCAUCUGGGAAUAAUUCCGCUCCCUCGCUCCGAUAAACAAUAAUGCACGGCAGGUCCAAUCCAUAAUCCUCUAUAACUCGGAUUAUUUAUAUAUUUAUACUUAUCAGAUAACGGCUCUAUACUCCCGUAAGUGACUCAGAAACCAUCACUGUCUUUUUUUACAAGAAAUUCUGACUACUAUACGAUGAGUCUGCCUCAAAACAUAAGUACUACUAACUCAAGACGAAGAUCAAUAGCUUUACUUACUAGAUCUCCAUUAUCGUCAUCUCCUAUAGUUUCUGGAUCACCACUCCGGGGGAAUUCCGCUAAUAAUUCAUUUGUAGCCAAUGGUCCAUUUUUAAGACCAGAAUCUCGACUUAGUGUGAAUGAAUUAGAAGAAGCAAUCGAUAGUCUGAGUUCUCAUGAAUCAACUGAAUCAGGAGCUAUUAAUAUCCCUAAUCAAAGAUUAGAAACUACUGAUUUCUCAGUAGGAAUAGAUGAUCCUAAACUUCUCCAACAAGUAGCCAAACAUAUUCCUCAAGAUGCUUCCUUAAAGACUGAAGGGGCUGAUAUUACGAGAGAUUUAUAUAAAUUAAGUCAUGAAAAUCCUAGGAAACCUAGAAGAUCUCGUAGUUUUGAUUCAGUAGAUUGGAUAACUGAAAGAAGAGGUAGUGGGGCCAGUUCUCUAAAUGUGCCAGGAGGAUUUAGAAGAGAUUUUCUUAAUCAAAAAUUCAAUAAGGAAGAAAUUAGAACCAUCCAUCCUAAUUAUCUUACGAGAAAUUUUGUUGAAUUUCUUAGUAUUUAUGGACAUUUUGCUGGUGAAGAAUUAGAAGAUGAAGAGGAUAUUGCAUGUCACUAUAAGAUCCCAGAGUAUACUGGUGAAAGAACUCCAUUAUUAGGUGAAAUAGGUUCAACUCGUCAAGAUAUUAAUCCUAAGGGGACUGCAACCGAUAGUAAAGCAUACUUUUUACUUCUUAAAGCAUUUGUUGGUACAGGAGUAUUAUUCUUACCUAAGGCCUUUUCCAAUGGAGGAUUAUUAUUUUCAAUACUAACUUUAAUUUUCUUUGGAGUCUUAUCUUUAUGGUGCUAUUUAAUAUUGAUUUAUAGUAAAAAUGCAUCCAAAGUAUCAGGAUUUGGAGAACUUGGAUCGAAACUUUAUGGUAAUUGGAUGCAAAGGUUAAUCUUAUCAUCCAUUGUAAUAUCCCAAAUUGGAUUUGUAGCAGCAUAUCUUGUAUUUACAGCUGAGAAUUUAAGAGCUUUCAUUAGUAAUAUUACAGGUUAUGCCUUAUCAGAUUUUGAAAUUGUUUGGUUUAUUAUAUUUCAAGUUAUUAUUCUUGUUCCAUUAUCAUUAAUUAGAGAUAUAACUAAAUUAUCUUUACUGGCAGUAUUAGCUAAUUUAUUCAUAUUACUUGGAUUAGUAACUAUCUUAUAUUAUAUUUUUCAUGAACUUAUCAUUGAAAAUAAAGGUACUUUGGGUCCUAAUAUUGAAUACUUUUUCAAUCAAAAUGAUUUCUCCUUAUUUAUAGGAGUUGCUAUAUUUGCAUUUGAAGGUAUUGGAUUAAUUAUCCCUAUUCAAGAAUCAAUGAUAUAUCCUAAUAAUUUCCCUAAAGUAUUAUGUCAAGUUCUUAUAACUAUUUCAUUCAUAUUUAUUAUCAUUGGUAGUUUGGGUUAUAUAACUUUUGGUGAUCAAAUUCAAACAGUAAUUAUCUUAAAUUUACCUCAAAAGUCUCCAUUUGUUAUAAUGAUUCAAUUAUUAUACUCAUUUGCUAUUUUAUUAUCUACUCCUUUACAAUUAUUCCCUGCUAUUAGAUUAUUAGAAUCUAAAUUAUUUUUCAGAAAGACCGGUAAGAAUUCCCUUCAAGUUAAAUGGUUAAAGAAUCUCUUUAGAUUCUUAUUUGUAUUAUUUGUAGCAUACAUUGCCAUUAUAGGAGGUCAGAAUUUAGAUAAAUUUGUAUCAUUUGUAGGAUGUUUUGCUUGUAUACCUUUGGUAUAUAUGUAUCCUCCAAUGUUACAUUUAAAGAGUUGUUGUACAAUUCAUGAUGGGUUAAGUGAUUGGGAAAGGAAUAAGAGAUAUUUAUUAGGAGGUUUGGAUUAUGUAUUGGUACUCAUUGGAGCUGUAGCCAUGAGCUACACCACGUAUCAAAUCUUGGCUAGUUGAGCAUUAUAGAUUGAA
Messenger RNA from Scheffersomyces amazonensis, 2198 nucleotides. RefSeq names its product Avt4p (gene AVT4). NCBI's taxonomy places the organism in Eukaryota, Fungi, Ascomycota, Pichiomycetes, Serinales, Debaryomycetaceae. The transcript has a single exon. Gene Ontology annotation, biological process: amino acid transmembrane transport. The record is from RefSeq and is a predicted model, not a curated record. Gene Ontology annotation, cellular component: vacuolar membrane. Bases 231 to 2183 code for a protein of 650 amino acids. Gene Ontology annotation, molecular function: L-tyrosine transmembrane transporter activity.